Messenger RNA from Solea senegalensis (Senegalese sole), 6135 nucleotides. Its product is annotated as inactive phospholipase D5-like. The transcript is spliced from 10 exons. The coding region runs from base 496 to 2184 and encodes 562 amino acids. NCBI's taxonomy places the organism in Eukaryota, Metazoa, Chordata, Actinopteri, Pleuronectiformes, Soleidae. The record is from RefSeq and is a predicted model, not a curated record. Gene Ontology annotation, molecular function: catalytic activity.
GAGAGAGAGGGAGAGAGAGAGCGCAAGUGUUAGAAGUAGGUGGACGUACACAUGAUACCGUGAGAUGAAAAGCAGAGGAGGAAAGUGAGACAGAGAAAAGAAGGGAGGAAAGGAGCACCGGAAACAUUCAGAGAGGAAAGCACAGGGAGCACAGAUGAAAGGAAAGAUGAUAGGAAAACACAUGGAAAUGCAAAAUAACAAAUAGACAGAUAGACAGAUUCAUUCAUUCAUUCAUACGAGAGCAGGAGAGGUUAAGAGGAGCCACACUUUCACUCUCCAACACACACAAACCCACACAUAUGCAUUUACAAACACCAACACACAUUUUCGCUGCGGAGAGCGACAAACUCCCCUCCCUUGAGACUCUUAAGGAAGAGGAGGGGAAGCGGCAGAUUUCAUAGCUACAGACUGACACACACUUUCAAUUUUUCACAUCACACACACCCAGAAAAGCACAUGUGUUUCAGAGUGAACUAAGCAACUAAGGGAUGCACCAUGAAGUCUCAGCAGAAGUGCAUCAUGAUCUUUGCCUUGGUGUGCUGCUUCGCCGUACUGGUGGCGUUGAUUUUCUCAGCGGUGGAUGUGUGGGGCGAAGACCUGGACGGCAUCACGGAGGAGAACUGCAACAAGAACUGCAGAGUGGUACUUGUUGAAAACAUCCCAGAAGACAUCUCCUAUUUUGACAAUGGUACAGCCCACCUCCCUCUCUCAGUGGGGCUGUACAACUUACUGGACAAAGCUAUCAGGGUUGUUGAAAUAGUUUCCCCACUGUGGCUCCUGAACUCCUCUGAUUAUGAAUCCAGCUUCCAGCCUGCUGCCAAACAGGGCAGAGCUCUGCUCUCCAGGCUGCAGGGGCUAAAAGCAAGAGGAGUCCAGCUGAAGAUCUCCAGCGGCAUGGUCGACUCCACUGAGCUCAGGAUGCUUGCCAUACACGGCGCUGAGGUCCAUUAUGUGAACAUGACAGCGCUGACCAAAGGCCACCUCCUCUCUUCCUUCUGGGUGGUUGACAGGCGGCACAUUUACAUCGGGAGUGCAAGCAUGGACUGGAGAUCCCUGGCUACAAGGAAGGAGCUGGGUGUGAUGGUGUACAACUGCAGCUGUCUGGCUCUGGACCUCCACAGAGUGUUCAGUCUCUACUGGGGGCUUCAGUAUAGAGACUUCAUCCCCUCCUUCUGGUCCAAGCGCCUUUUUGCUCUCUUCAACAAGCACAAGCCUCUGGAGCUCACUCUCAACAGCACCAAGGCCCGGGCCUAUAUCUCUAGCUCCCCCGAUGUUUUCAUCCCCAAAGAUCGCAGUAAUGACCUAGAAGCCAUUUCCUGGGUCAUCCAAGAAGCUCGCCAUUUCAUAUACAUCUCCAUCAUUGAUUACCUGCCUCUGGUCAGCAGCAGUGCCCUCAAGUACUGGUCUCGCAUCGAUGGCCUUAUCCGGGAGGCUCUGAUUCUGAGGAAAGUGCGGGUACGGCUGCUGAUAAGUUGCUGGGAAAAGACUCAACCACUUACUUUCAACUUCAUCUGGUCCCUGAGGAGUCUGUGCAUGGAACAGGCUAACUGUUCCCUGGAAGCCAAGUUCUUCAACCCCAGAGUGCAGAGGGAUGGCAGUCUCCAGGGAAUAAACCAUAACAGGUUCAUGGUGACAGACAUAGCCAUCUAUUUAGGUAACCUUGACUGGGUGGGGAAUGAGUUUGCCUUUAACGCAGGAGCAGGUCUGGUGAUCAGUCAGCCCGAGGGUGUUGAGGAGAGGAACUCCACCGUGGUGGAGCAGCUACGGGCCGCAUUCGACAGGGACUGGUUUUCACGUUACACGCGCUCCCUGCAAGCCAAUAAGGUCCCUGUCUGCAACAAGCACCAAAUCAACAGGCUGGUGCCAGUUAAAGCCAGCCACAUAGACAAUGGAGCAGUGCCUAUCAGAACAGGCCAACACAAUAUUGGACCCGCACCAAUGAGAAACAGCCACAAAGACGACGGGCAGGUCUCAGUCAAGUCAAGGAACCAUGACGACAGACUCGGCAAAAAUGGACUGUUGCCAAUUAUAGACAGUUACCAAGAACGGGGACAAGUGAAAAUAGGUCACGUUGAUGACAGACAGGUGCCAAACAGGGAUAAUAACCAUGACAAUCCAAUAGAGCUGCCCAGUCAGUCAGCUGAGAGCAGCGGCAGCAGAGAGAUUGCCAAUGGAUCACUGUGACUGUGAGGCAUGACAGAGUCCUUUUCAUCAAAGACGACGUUUGAAGAACUGCUCUUUUCUGAUGACAAUGGACUUACAACAUUGGGUGUUUGUAGCAUUUUAUUAUUGUCACUUAGAAAACAAACAAAAAUAAUAAUAUUGAGGAUUUAAGUUAUAUUCGAUUUGCUGGACCUGAUAAAUAAUUGGAGGAACUCAGGAAGGAAAGUAGAUCCUCUUCUGCAGUCUGGUACUUUACGACUGACUCUUUAUGAAAGAGACGAAACUGAUUAGGAUACGAGGAAAUACUGAUUAGUAUACUGUAAUCAUUUAAAAACGUGCCACUUAUAUGAAUGUUUCCCCCCUCGUUGAGCAAAGGCAGCAGAUGAAAUUGCUUUGAUUGCCUAACUAUUAUUACUUGAUUAAUCACAGUCAACAUUUAUGGUCCUUUAAAAGGAGGAUUUGCAUUCCAAUGCAGAGAUGCUAGGCUGUUGUCUACAUGGAGCUGCACGAGCUGCAGAAAGCAUACGAGAUCUGGAGUGGUGAAAGAUUCAUCACACAGCUUUUCAUGUGGUUGAUCGCUGUACGUGCCUCAGAUACUCCCCAUCUAUAAUGGUUUCUUUGAGCUCCCGGUUCACGUAACUGUGCAUUGCCACAACAGCCUACUUAAAAAGAUAUACUACAACUAUAACUUCAAACCUUCAUCCAAGACCAAACCAGCCAGAAAACAUCAAUUGUAAAGACUUGUAUCUGGCUAAAUGGAAGGAGGCAGCCUCGUUUGGCCCUAAUUGAAUAAUUUAUUCAAAUGUACACUGGACACAAGAAUACAAAGCAUUACAUACUAAUAAAUUGCCACUUAUUGGGAGCAACUUUGUAAGACCCACAGUUAACGAACUGGAGCUGCAAAGCGAUUGGUCAAUUUAUGUUGUAACUGUUCAGUGGGUGGAAUUUAGUGGUACAAGCAUGCUGGAGAAUCCACAACGGCUUUUAAAUAACCAGAGCAUAGUUUGGUUUGUCCACUCUGGGCUACCAUAAGAAUAUUAAUACCUACUAAUGAAACAUUUAGGAAAUAUUGUGUUCCAUUUCUGCCAUUACACACAUUUAACCUUAAUACCUAAAUAGUGUACAGACACAUCACAUCAUCUCAGUGUGUCGUAUGUAUCUCCACAGCAGGUGAUGAUGACGGUGCGCGUAUUCUGCUGCGGUGAAAACGCCAAAUAUCUUCAAAACACCACCCUUCAUUACAAUGCUUUACCCUGCAGGGAAACGGGCUAUUGAUCUGAUCCAUGGAGGUGAUCGUAACUGGUCCCUUUUACAAAUCAUAAGGAAAGAUGGUUAUCUGUGGUAUCCAGUGUUGUGACUUAAUGAACAAAUACUAAGGGAUCAGUUUGAAGAAGGGGCCAGAGGCCUGUCAGCCAGAUCAAUAUGAUGAAUUUUUAACAGAGCUUGACAGUUGCUGCAGUUUAACCUCAAGGACACUGUUGCCUGUGUAAUGUCAUGGCUGUGACAAAUUACAUAUACAGUACGUUACCUUUCAACAUAUGGAAUCAAACCUUAAAGGCAUAUUUCACCGUUGGAAAGAUGAAUGUCUAUUAAAACUGGCUCAUAAUAUUGUGCCUUCUUGGCUGAGAAAGGUAGAAAAGUGUAAUAUUGUCUCAUGUAGCUGAACAACAACAACUCCCAGCAUGCACUGCGCUCGCUGUCUCAAGCUACGAAGCAGACAGCACUAGUUGUGUAAACACACAAAUCCCUGUGAAGAAUUAAACAUAUAAUAAAUAUAAAAAUACAAAACAAAUUACUCGCCACCCGCGACCGGUGCUCGCCACGACUGGUGCUCGGCGCGCUUCUAGUUUUCACCAAAAUGUAGCCAUUGUAGUCGUUACAGUCGGUUAGCGUAACUGUUAGCAAAGAUGGCGGACACCGUGUUUACAUUUAUGGGUGAAUCUAAAAAGUGUGGAACUGUGCGGAACUGGCGUUGUUGUUUGAAAACUUGAACUUGAACUGACGUUUGCAAUUCGCGUCAUUUGACUCAGCGUAGGGCAAAAUUGGAAAGGGAAAAACUGAUGUUUUUUUACAGCUCAGUGGAAAACUGCGGGAGGGAAGCACUUUUUUUUAAAAAAAAAUAGUGCUAUUCUAGCAAUACAAAGCCACAUGCAAAUCGGUGAAGUAUUCCUUUAAAGAGAGAGGAAAGGGGUAAUUUAUAGUUGCAACUUUCAUUUGCAUUUUGAAUGACUGCAUGUCACCUUGAGACUUCUACCCAAUCUUUCAUACGAGUGCAACCUUUAGCAACAGUGCUUGCAGAUUUAUACAGUAGAGGCAUUUUUAACUUCUAAAGCCAUUAAUCAAGGAAAACAUAAACAGAGGGAGCUGCAUAGCAACAGCUUGCAGGGUUUAAUCAGUUCUUUGUCAAAAUUAUGUUCGCUGGAUGAGUUAGUUAAAUAAUUCAUUUCUGCUGGCAAACUGAAGACACACUGUCAUUGUUGUAAAAUAAUACCAAACUGAGGCAAUGGGUUGUAUUGUCAUCCCAAAGUCAAUCUGAUUUUUAAGCUCAAAUGCUGUUCUGUCUUUUCAAACGUCUUCUCUAAUUUCAAACAGCCGAUUUUUCAGCUUCUGGAUUCAUUUUAAAACUCAACAAAAACAAUCAAAUAUGUAAAUACAGGUUGUUGUUUUUCUGACGUUUAGUGGACCAAAUGGAUUAACUGAUUAAUCUAGUUGUUAAACGGCAGCUUAAUCGAUAAUGAAAAUAAUCGCCUUAAAAUAAUAUAGAGUGAGAUUUUUAGUGGACACAAUUUAAGGUCUGAUCUUCAGUAUGUCGUAUGACGUGCAGAAGACUGCAGCACAGUCAGGUUUGUUUGUGGUGUCUCAGUGCUGUCAUAUGUGAUCUUUGCAGCACAGACAUGCACUUGAACCCCUCACACCAGUGGAAUAGCAAACGUUUGUCAAGUCAAACACACUCACAUGUUAUCAUCACGUAUUCUGGUCAUGAUGGAUAUCUUCUGCCAUCUAGAGGACGUCAAGAGAAGGAACAUUUCUUCACACUAAAUAUGACACUGGUUUUUUUUUGUUCAUAGUAAAAAAACAACAACAUGUAAAUGUGUAACUCUAACACACGAAACACACAAUUAAAUGUACUUUAUUUGCUGCUGUAUAUGUGCACUUUACCUCCUAUAAACUAAUUCAUGAAUCAAACAAAGCAAACACGGCCACCAGUCAUUUGUAGAAACGUGUAUGUACACAGAAUGAGUAGAAGUUGAAGAGUAUUAUCCCAAUAACAGUGUCCAUGUAUUUUCUUGUAAAGCACUACUAUGUCACCCAUGCUGUGUUGCUUGUAAUCUGACAGUUUAUAUGUACUUAGAUUCACUACAUUAUGAUGCUAUUAUAUAAUAUGUGGGAGUUAUGGAUGCUGCUAAAACACCCUCUAACCCAGGUGUGUGUGUGUACUUUUUUCUAUUUAAAGAAACAUUUCUGAGAUGUUGACCUUUUCUGAGUUAGCAUGGAAGAGGACUAUACCUUUAAUGCCUGAAUUUGCAAUAGAAAGUCAUUGUAGAUGUUGAGGUUUGAAAUCAGCAUCUGUUUACGAAAAGAAAAUCCAUGGAACAAAAACAGAAAUGUCUCAAUGUUACCUGUUAUGCACUGACAACUGUACAUCCCUUGAAACUCACUGGAUUGGAGAUAGUUGCUUAUUUGAAAAAAAGAAAAGAAAAAAAGAUGCUCACUAAAAGCUUUUAAAUGUUGCCUAUUUUUAUUCUGUUCUUUUUUUAUUUUAUUUUUGGGCAUGACUGUUGCUUGCAUGCCUUGCCUUUAUAAACUGUGCACAGUAGCCAUGAGCCUUUCUGGAGAUUAUGAUACCAUAAACUCUUAUAUACCUUUAAAAAUGCAAAUGGAAUGUAUAUUUACUGAAUAUCCUUGUUCAUGCACACGACUGAAUUGUUUGAUCCCUACAUUUUUACUCUUAAUAAAAAAUAAGUACUCUCA